Molecule: messenger RNA, 3205 nt
Organism: Ictalurus furcatus (blue catfish)
Lineage: Eukaryota; Metazoa; Chordata; Actinopteri; Siluriformes; Ictaluridae
Gene: dlgap1a
Product: discs, large (Drosophila) homolog-associated protein 1a
Exons: 10
Coding region: 139-2934 (931 amino acids)
Biological process (GO): signaling
Cellular component (GO): postsynaptic specialization; glutamatergic synapse
Molecular function (GO): molecular adaptor activity
Source: RefSeq, a predicted model, not a curated record
UCGAGUGUAUCAGGUCUACCUACAAUGAGCUUAGCGUGUGGAGUUGUUUAUCACAUGUUUGUUUUAUUCUCUACAGGUCCAGUGGGGAGAGUACGGAGCCGUUAGUAGUGUGUGUGUGUACAUGACCCUGGCCCCGUGAUGAUGAUGAAAGGCCUUUCCAGCAGCCGCAGUCACCACCACAUGGUGGCCUGCGAGCCUUCGUAUGACCCUAUGGGUCACCACGGUGAUCGCAAGCCCUACCUCAUCAGCCAGAUCGAGGCUCCACCUCCUCCUGAUCAUCCGUAUUACUCGUCACGGAGCUCGUACCAGCCGGAUUGUGUGGUGCCUUACGGGACCUUCCCGCGGCGCCACUACAGCACAAGCCAUGAGCCUAAAGAAGAGUGUGCUGUCGUGCCGUACACGGGUGGAAUGGGGCCUCCGGGAAAAUGCCAACGAGUGCCAGUUAGCCUGCUGGAACAUCUCGAUCGGCAGCUUCCAAUGGCACGGGAUGGCUAUCACACACUGCAGUAUAAACGUGCAGCGGCUGCUGCGGCCGCUUUAGAGCAGCGAAAUGACAGUCCUGGGCGUAUCCGGCACUUGGUGCACUCGGUGCAGAAACUUUUUACCAAGUCACACUCGUUAGAGGGGCCUCACCACGGUGGACAUGGGCACGGACACAGUAAGAGCAGUAUGAACGGAAGCAAAGCCAGUCCAGACGGAGAGAACACGCCGGCGCCGACACCACGGCAGCGCAAACGGAGCAAGAGCCGCGAGCGCUGCAAAUCGGCUGAGCCCAAGCAGCGGACACCACCCUCGGGAUACUGGAGCUCGGACGAACUGGAGCGGGACGUCUGCCCUCUGCGCCAUGCCGCGCCAGGCAUCAUGACCGUGGGACGUCACCCGGAGCGGGCGCAGUCUCAGUACUUCCUGGAGGCGUGCGGAGCAGAGCCGACGCUGAAGAAUUCGCGCAGCAGCAGCGACGUAGCCAAGUGCACGUCGUGCGCCAUCACGGCACCGGGCACGGAUGUGGCACAGCUGGCGAAGAAGAGCGCAUGGUCGUCCUCUCUCACGGUGAGCAGGGCGCGCCAGGUGUACCAGCAGGCCGCUGUAAAUCUAGAUAAGGCGCUAGUGAAAGCAGAAGCUUGUCAGCAGGAGCGCACAUGCCAAUUCUUGCAGGUGCCUCAGGACGAGUGGGCGGGGUUCCCCAUGGGGAAGGAAGAGGACAUCCCGUGCAGGCGCAUGCGCAGCGGCAGUUACGUUAAAGCCAUGGCCGAGGACGACAGCGGCGACUCGGAUGGAAGCCCCAAACCGUCACCCAAGAUGCAGGCGAGACGAGCCAGCUACCUCAAAGCCACGCAGCCGUCACUCACCGAGAUGACCACGCUCAAUAUUUCUACAGAACACUCCCCGAAGCUGCAGAUCAGGAGUCACAGCUAUCUGCGAGCCGUCAGCGAAGUUUCCAUCAACAGAAGUAUGGAGAGUCUGGAUCCUAAAGCUCUCCUCGCCUCGCCUCAAUACCGCUCGCGCAACGAGAGCUACAUGAGGGCUAUGAGCACCAUUAGCCAGGUGAGCGAGGUGGAGGUGAACGGUCAGAUCGAGGCUGUGUGUGAAAGCGUCUUCAGCGAGAUGAACGCUCAGGCGGUGGAUGCUCUGGACUUGCCGGUUCCCGGAUGUUUCCGGAUGCGGAGUCACAGCUACGUACGCGCCAUCGAUCAGGGAUGCUCGCAGGACGAGGACGGACCGUUACUGCCCGCAUCACCGCCACGGACCACCACCACGGUCCGGACCAUUCAGAGCAGCACGGUGUCGUCGUGUAUCACCACCUAUAAGAAGACGCCUCCACCGGUGCCUCCGCGCUCCUCCACCAAGCCCUUCAUCAGCAUCACGGCUCAGAGCAGCACCGAGUCGGCGCAGGACGCCUACAUGGAUGGCCCAAGUCAUCGCCAUGGCGACACGGCACUGCACUCUGCCCUCAGUAACUCCACAGAGAGCAUCGACAGCAUGAAGGCUCUGACGGCCGCCAUCGAGGCGGCGAACGCGCAGGUGCAUGGCCCCGCAAGCCAACACGUCAACUCCAGCAACACCGCCGGCCACGCCUCGCCCCUCCCCCUGCCCCUCCCCCUGCCCCUCCCUGUCCCCAUACAGGUCCCCAUACAGGUCCCUACACUAGAGGAGGCACACAGAGACGCUCUGCGCAAGGGCCGGUGUCUCUCCAUCGGCAUACAGGUGGACGGCCCUGAAGAUCAGGAGGCAGAGGACCAGUCGAAGUUUCAGUCAGUAGGGAUCCAAGUUGAGGAUGAGAGAAGUCAUCGCCGGAUCAUGCGCUCCAACAGCGUGACGGCGGCGGUGCAGGCCGACCUGGACAUGCCCGAUUUCUCACCGACCGAGUCUCCGGACGCCGACGUCACCUUCUCUCGGGACGCCACGGCCUCCACGGUGAGCAUCCAGGGCUCGGGGAACCACUACCACGCCUGCGCCUCGGACGACUACGCCUCUGUGGGCUUCGACCCGUCCGUGCUGCCGCCCCCCGAGCCCUGGGUGGACAGCGGCGUUCCCGAGGACCCGCUCCAGAGCGCACGGAGCCGCUCGGUGUGUCAGCGUGACGGACGCUGGUUCCUCAAACUGCUGCAGGCUGAAGCCGAGCGCAUGGAGGGCUGGUGCAGGCAGAUGGAGCAGGAGGAGCGGCACAACGAGCUUCCCGACGACAUUCUGGGGAAGAUCCGCAGUGCAGUAGGCAGUGCCCAGCUUCUCAUGUCUCAGAAGUUCCUUCAGUUCAGAGAGCUGUGUGAGGAGAACCUGAACCCCAACGCUCACCCGCGACCCGUAGCGCAGGAUCUGGCCGGCUUCUGGGACAUGCUGCAGCUCUCCAUCGAGAACAUCAGCCUGAAGUUCGACGAGCUACACCAGCUCAAGGCAAACAACUGGAGACCCCUCGACCCCCCUGAAAGAAAGUGAGCCAUUUUCAGAAGUCAUUCCAUCUGGCACUCAAAACCACUGUAACCCCGCCCCCUGCUGGGCUGCUCCAUCCUCAUGCACAGCUUCGUAGCCGUAGUGCUGCUGUGUGUGUGUGUGUGUGUGUGUGUGUGUGUGUGUGUGUGUGUGUGUGUGUGUGUGUGUGUUCAGAUGUGCUCCGUCUCUCUUUCAUGUGUGCUGUCACUCUCACCCUGUCUCUGUUUCCAUCCAUCUGAUUCUGUGGCAAAAAAGGUGAGGUGUAAAAGUUGUAGUA